UUGGAAGGAGGUCGUUUUUUCAAUGCCGACCAGAUUUGCUCCAAGGAUCGGCCUGUUUUCUCUCAUGAACUUGACCUAGCUUGUCCUAAAGGCAAGUCUACAACUCUAAUCAUAACGAAUUUACAAGCCCAUCGAGCAGUAGAAGAGGCGCCACGUUGUAAUGGUGGUGUUCCGAUUCCCGAAACUGAUCGCAUGUACCAUCCACCAGCCUUAUUGUGUUUUCUGCGUAUGUUCCAUUAUGUCACGAGCGGAAAUCGUGACACGGUCAACGACAGGGUGCCUAGUCCAAGAUAUACAUACAACUCCACCCAAUCCUUAUAUGAUCCACAGCAACCUGAAGGAUAUCUUGGUUAUCGAUCCAACUUCUCGAACCGAGGCCGUGGAGGUAGCAAAGCUGACAUCGGCAGAGCACCAUCACCAGUUCGAUUCAAACGCACGUCUCAGAUCCAGAAAAACGAGCGAUCAUCGAUGCGCGCCGAAGGGGGCCAGCGACGAAAUGUUGGCAAUCGACGAAGGAACGAUUCUAUCAAUAGCACACAAAGCGAAUGUCUGCCGACAUCGGUUGGUUACCGUUCGUUCUGUUUGAUUUGUGGUGUAGCGCAUCACCAGAAGGUGCAGCUUUCAUGA
Molecule: messenger RNA, 627 nt
Organism: Cooperia oncophora
Lineage: Eukaryota; Metazoa; Nematoda; Chromadorea; Rhabditida; Trichostrongylidae
Source: the annotation of a GenBank genome assembly